AAGCUAUGUUAUGAAAAUCUAAUACCUGUUUUACUAGGACUAAUACUAAAUUAAACUUUACAAAAAGUAUCCCUUUUACACUUCUUACACAAAAAAUGCUUUUCCUUAACCUUAUAAUAUUCCUCUAGACUAACAAGACAAUAUUGAUAAUAUCCCCAAGACAUUUAUUAUUAAUGAUAAGAGUCGGUUGAUAUUACACUCAGAAGCUUAUAUGAUACAUUCACUUAAUUGAAAUAAAGAUACUGUUAUGUGCAAGAGGGCCAGUAAAGUCUCCGCGUUCGCUUUAACUGAGUGACUAUGUAUGUUAGCAACGCCAUCUUUAUCUCAAGAAGAAAAAUAUUAGAAGUGAAAACAUUGACAAAAAGCGACCUAGAUAUUUGGAGAGACAGCCUAGCUACCUGCUUCUAGCAAUAUUAGCUAAAAAAAUUUGUGAAAGAUUAGAUAAAUAGAAACAUAUCUUUGAUCGGAUCAUUUAUAAAGAGGAGCAAUAUUUUUUCUAUUAGACAUCGUAAAAUUUCCUGAAGUGACACAUUGAAUACAUGAAAUGGCGAAUCAGUUUAUCAGCUUCUUAGUACUAUCCAUAAAAUUUGUAAUUGAUAAUGUUGGAGCUCUAUUGAGUCUUUUGAACAUUCAUUUAAUUCCUCUGAACUAUGAGCAGGCAAUUAAAGGAAUGAAUAAGGUACACUAUGAGCAUAUCAAGAAAGAUAAAUUCUUCAUGAAAAAUUUGAAACUUAUGAUGAAUGGACUAUCCAAUGCGAGCGAUAUCACUUUAACUGGUAGAUUUAUUUAUUAUAAUCAGCUAUACGAUGUUAUUAAAUCCAGAUACAACUUUGAUAAUUAUGUCAAAGAAAAUCCUAAAGUUAGAAAUGUCGACAUAAAAAAUCCAGUCUUUAUCGUUACUCUUCCAAGAACAGGUAGUACAUUCAUGCAUGUAACCAUGCAACAGGAUAAGAGAUGGUAUUGUCCUGAAGUAUGGCUUCAGAAUGUCCUUGUUCCACCGCCUUCGAAUCCACUAUCAGAGAGUGAUAACAAGGUUAUAAAAGAAGUAGACUGGAGAUUGGGCAUAGCAAAGUAUCUAUGGGGUAAACGAAUUGAAAGUGCUCACCCUCUCUUUGCAAGAAGUCCCGAAGAUAUUUUGAUGAAUCUAAUGUGUGUAGGAGCUCAAUUCUAUAUGGCAAUGGUUAUCAAUAAUCUAGACGACUAUAUGGACUACUUGAUGAACUUAGAUAAAUCAACUUGGGUUGAAAUGUACCGAAGCAUAAAGUUGAUGAUGCAAUGCUACAUGUACAACUAUCCAACAGAGAGAUUAUUGACAAUGAGCCAUAGUCCUUAUACAAAUGUUGCUGCUCUAUUGGAAGUUUUUCCAGAUGCUAAAAUAGUAACAAUUCAUAGGGAUCCUGCCAAGUCACUAGCCUCUAUAACAUCUCUACUUGGCAUGUCAAGUUCACAAUUUUUUUCUAUUUUUGGAAGAGAUUUAAAAGUCAUGGGUGAUAACGUUUCCGAUAUGUGCUUGAAAGGAACUAACUUAUUACUAGAACAGAGAGAAGAGUUGGAAGAAAAGGACAAAACAGAGAAUAGAUUUAUUGAUGUUUAUUUUAAAGAUAUUGUGAGGAACCCAAUGGAGACAUUUAAAGAUCUGUAUGAAAAAUUAGAAAUGCCUUGGACCGAUGAAUGGGAAAGAACAUGCAAAACUUAUAUAACAAGCCAAAGGGAGCAUAAGAAAGGCACACAUUCUUAUAAAGAUAAUUUAAUUAGAAAAGAAUACUAUCAUAAACAAUUUUCCGACUAUAUUAAGAAAUUUUCUAUUGAACUAAACUUGUAAUUAUUUUUUUCCAAGUCAACAUUUAAUAGAAAAAUCUGUCUUUAAAAUCUAUUGAGAUCUUGAUAAUGGUGAUGAAAUUCGUUCAUAAAAAGUCUGUGUGAUUAGAUAUAUGUUACUAAAUCAGAUUCUUUGCUCUCUUAUCGAUCAACUACAGUACAGCAUCAGACUUAGCUUAUCUUUGGUUUGACCGGUAGACACAGUUUAAGAACAAAAUUCUAAUUGUCUGUACACUUGAUAGUUUAUGAAAUAGAUUCAGCACUAACCAAUUAAAAACUAUCACUACUUUGAGAAUCGCUUUCUAAAUAAUCACUAACUUCAUUCUCAUCUUUAACAUCCUCAACUUCCUUUUUCAUUAGCUUUCCAACCUUAAUUAGACAAGAUUUAACACUAUGAAAUGGAUUUUCUGGUCGGUUAAACACAAUUAUCAAAGACACGACGAGUAUUCCAAAAAUAAAUACUAUUAUCAAAAGAAAGACGUCAACUCUUGUAGAAAUAGGUUUUCUUUUAGACGCCUUCGCUGUUGCUAUUUAUAAUAUUCUAUUAUAAAAUAUGAGAUGAUUAAAUAUAUUUUAACCAUAUUUACUCAAUCUUUCCACAUAGACUAUAACUGGAGCCGUUUCUUCGCUAUAUAUGUUAUUCUCUUUAGUAAUAUUUUGUAAUUUAAACUGACUAUGCUAAAAUAUAAAUUAAUACGUGUUAAUAGACUUUUAACUCCAUUUAAAAUAGCCAAAUAAACUUUACAUGUUUUGAACAAUCUGCUCCAAAGAAAGGAUAUUGGCAGUUAAUCUAUCAAAAUGAAAAAUGAAAUUGUAUCUUUAAUGACAAAACUAAACAUUAGCUAACCGAAUAUUCAACUAAAAGCUUGGAAAAAUAUUGUGUAGUAAUGUUAGAGUUAAUUGACAAUAGUUUUCUCCUUUUUCUCAAUGUUUUUGCCACAAAGAUUCUACUAUGUACAAUUAAUUGAGUAGAUUGGUCAAUAUACUCAAAAAAUGCAAUAUAAAUGAAUAAAUGUUUUUUCAGCUUAUUACGAAUGACAAUUUUAAUAGUUUCUCUUUUAAUACAGUGA
Molecule: messenger RNA, 2888 nt
Organism: Dimorphilus gyrociliatus
Lineage: Eukaryota; Metazoa; Annelida; Polychaeta; Dinophilidae
Source: the annotation of a GenBank genome assembly